Messenger RNA from Carica papaya (papaya), 1425 nucleotides. Its product is annotated as F-box protein At3g07870-like. The record is from RefSeq and is a predicted model, not a curated record. Lineage: Eukaryota; Viridiplantae; Streptophyta; Magnoliopsida; Brassicales; Caricaceae. Gene Ontology annotation, molecular function: protein binding.
AUCUUGUUCAAAUAUAUAAACAGAAUCAUAGCGAGGAAGAAAGCUCAGUUAUCAUCGGAAAAUGGGAUCAGAGGUUUUUCCCGACGACCUGUUGACUGAAAUUUUGGUACGAUUACCUGUCAAAUCUCUCGUGAGGUUCACUUUAGUCUCCCGAUCAUGGCGUGCUCUCGUCACCAGUCCUACGUUCGUCUCCAUCCAUCUCUCACAAACCAAAACCUUGAUCCUCCUCAGACUAUACUCUCCGGCACACAACGCCGAGAUCUACUCUAUCCAUUUCAACACUGCUGAUUUCGAUCUAUGCCAGCAACUGGACUUUUCCUUUCGAGCCUCUGCACAGAGUCGCGGGUUCCGUAUAGUGGGUUCCUGCAAUGGUUUGCUUUGUUUGUCCGAUGCUCUCGGAAUUCUUGUAUGGAACCCAAUCAUCAGAAAGUCCUUAUCAAUUCCAAAUUCUCGUGGGGAAGAACCAGAGAAUUCGCGUGUUCUCGGUUUCGGCUUUGAUUCCCGCUCCGAUGAUUACAAGGUAAUCAAACUGGCUUACCCUCAAAUACCCUCACUCACCAUGAUCUUCAACAACCCGCCAAAAGUAGAAGUUUACUCGCUCAACUCCCGUUCUUGGAGGAGCAUCGAUGCUGUGACACCACCAGGUGGGUUUAUCGAGUCAAGUCGGAAACAAGUGUUUUUGAAUGGGGCAGUACACUGGGUUGCAAUGAGUGAUCGCCAUGGUUACUCCAUCGUAUCUUUCAACAUUGCAGAUGAGGUGUUUGAUGAAAUGCCACUUCCAGAAAUUCGUGGGUCGUCGUCUUCUCCGGCGUACUUCUCAAUCGCGUUGCUGGGGAAACAUCUUAGUGCUUUUGAAUACGAGGGUUUUGCGUGGAGUAACAGCGGUGUUGGGUUACUGAGUCGCGGGGUGAGUGUUUGGGUGAUGGAAAAAUAUGGAGUGGUGGAAUCAUGGAAAAAGAGAUUCAACGUGGAUUUUCAACAAAGAUUAGGAAGCGUCGUUGGGAUGCCUUUGGAGAUAAGAGGAGACAGUGAGAUUUUGUUAGCGACGAAUGAUGGGAGAUUGAUUUUGUAUUCUGCGCAGAGCCACCAUGCCAAAGAUGUUGGAGCUUGCGGGAAGGUAUAUAGUUGUUAUGCUGAUAGGUUUGUGGAAAGCUUAGUUCUUUUUGAAAAUGGAAUUGAUUAAUUCCUUGUUUGGUUUUUCAUAUAUUAGAAUCUUGAAUUGAUUAACAAAAUAUAUUUGAGACCAAAUUACAUAAUAUGUUAUACUUCAAAAAUUAAAUUGGGUAUUUAUUUUUUAAUGUGAAAGUGAAUAUGAAUUUCCUAACGAUUGCCACCUUCGAUUGCUACUUGAAUGUUUUUGAAGCUCUAUAACUUGAUUUGAUUUAAAUAUAGGUAAAACCCUCUUUGCACAAGCUAUUUAUGUUU